AUAUGAGCCUUGUUUGUUUGGCAUUUACUUCCGCUGAUCUCGUGUUGCACAGAGGUGGGGAGGCAGGCUUGCGCUUCAUUCGCAGGAAGUCUCGGCGUUGCUACAUCGUGCAUUAGUAGCGACUCCCCGUCCUAAAUGAUUUUCUUAUAAUCUGAUCACCGAAUGACAAUGGUGAAGCAUUGUCAGACUCUGGUUUAAUGAUUGGAAUAUUUACCUUACCUUUACACAGGAAGAUCAUUGGGAGUUGCACGCAACGUUGAGGUCAGGAAACGAUGUUUAACUAUCAGCGAGAGAUGUGGAACAACCGCAAUUUUCAAGGAUUUAACCAGCAUUGUGAAUUACUCAAACUUGAAUUGCUAUUAUCCAGUCAAUAUACUCGACUGCACAGCCGUCAGGAUACACUCAACACAUUUGACGAAAAAAACACAGACCGCAAUCUUGGACAGGCUAAAAAGUCAGAGUGCGCCAGCUCUCGGUUACGGAGCAUAUGAUUCACAGUAUACAGAGUUUCUCCCAAAUCAGACGUCAGAGGCUGUGAGGUAAUGAGACUUCAAAUGUCGGGAAUGCAGACGAUAUAAUUGUCGUUUUGAAUUGUUAGUCGGCCCCCUGCCGAUGUUCUGCCAUUUUUUUUCCUGGCCUGGACAAACGUCCUAGAAAUCGACGCCUUUAGCCAGAAGCAGCACAGCCGUCUAUUGUUACCAAGACGAGCCACUUUCUGUGCAGUGAGCCAGAAAUAAUUCGAUAUCUUGAGUGAAAUAUCAUCGUUGUUUGUUGUCUAAACUGGUUCAUCAGACACCGAAUGAUCAUCUAGAGGGAAAUAGACGAGAAAGGAGAAAGAAGGAGACAAGUCAUGACAAUGAAUCUUGGAGUUGGAUUCUUACAAUAACAAUGCUAGUUGAUUGGAGCAGCAAAGUGGGUGGAACCCAAGGAGAAUAUAUUCCGCUCGUGGAAAGAGUCUUUUGACAUUCUGAAGGCACCUGCCUUCAUGUUCCGCUCGGAUACAUCCAAUUAAAUUCUCAUUGGAAUAAUUAAGGAAAAAAAUCAACAUGUGAUAUCAUUCUGUAAAGAAUAUUUGUUAAAGACGGCGAAGUACAUCCAUGUCACAUUUUCACCGUAACAUUUGGAAUAAAUGGAUCUUAAUCACAAACGGCUUCUAGAUAAAGCUCUUUAUAUUAGUUGGUAGAUCGGAAUAAAAUUUUGUUCAUAGGAGAAUACAUCCAUGGAUUUCGAUUUUUUUUCCUUGAAUGACAUUUUGAUGGAUGUUUCACCAGCGUUGUUCGUUGUGAUAACAUUUGAAGGAUUUUCAAGAUGAAGAAAUCAAACGUUUUACCUCGUACCCAUUGUUUGCGGGAGUAUAGCGGUGUAGACUGAAGGAAAAGUGACGAAUUAAUACAAUUAUCACCAUUAGGUAUAUGGUAUUUGCAGCGAUGACCAAACGUUGUCGACAGGGUCUCGGUUCGAUUCUCCGCUGCUGAGAUGUCGUCUCCGAUACUCAUGGUUUCGCCAGCGUGUGAGGGCGCUCGCCUAGAGUCAUCAAGAGAGAGGGUGGACGUGGGCGCCCAAUGUGACCCACCCAAAUGCCUUGUCGACACCGAUGUCGUUAAACCAACGACCAGCGAUGAGUUGACAAGGUCGACGUCGUCACAGGCAGUAUGGACGCCUCGCGACGAUCGGCAGCUCAUCAUCACGUCAGGCGCCGACAACAGUUUGUCGCCCCCUAGCGGUACAACCACAUUACUCGAUCAGCACACAGCCGCUGCGGCAGCUCGCAGGAGAGAUGCAUCUGCAAUUAGCACCAACUGCUCAGACGCUCAGAAAAGUAUGGACUGUCAUGGCCGGAGCGGCUGGGGUCGAUACGGUGAGAAUGACAAGAGCCAUACGUGUCCUGAAGAAUACGAAUUGGAACCCCGCGAUGAACUGCAGGACGCUUGCCCCCACACCGGGUUAUUACGGCGACGAGAUAGUUUCCACGACGCUGUUUCAACGGAUUGCCCCCCUACUAGCACAGCAACUGAUACACAGGGUAGUAGUAAUAGCAGCAGUGCAGCAUCGACAGUUCAACCCAAAGCCAGAUCAAGUCCUUUCACGUUAUCUGUGCCAGAUGUGAGCCCGGUUGAACGGAGACUCAGUAAUAAUAACGAAUUUGUGAAUCUUGCACAUCGAUCUGCCAUCGUGAACGGGGCAAUUCCACGUUUCAGUCCCCUAUCUUUAAAAGUGGGUCCCGACGGGAAGGAACCCGGACAAGCUGCCGACAUGCGCGGCAACGGGAAUCACGACCACACCGUCAAACAGAGUCGAAAUAUCAUGAGUUCGGCUGGUGGUAAGAGGAGGAAAUCGAACCAUAAUAACACAAGUUAUAGGCUUGGACUUCGGAAGACAUUAUUUGAAAAAAGGAAGCGAUUAAGCGAUUAUGCCUUGCUCACGGCUGUUUUUGGAAUCGUCAUAAUGAUUCUGGAGACGGAAUUAUCGUGGUUUGUCUACGGCAAGGUAAGAAACAAAAAUAUUUUAAUCAUUUAUAUACAACACUUUCUUUUUAUUACGUGUAACCAUUUUUUCACUUCCAUUGCAUCGUUAGAUUCAACAUAAUUAUGAAGAUACACCUCACUAUAUACAUGACUGAUGAUCAGACAUAAAAAUCCCCCUAAACCCUCCGCUCCAUACAAGAGAAUUCGAAUGAAAUAUUGUCUUACGUAAGAGUCUAGUUACUUUGGACUGAAUUGUGGCGCCUGUCUUGGGACGCCACAAAAUCACAUAAUCUUAUUUCGUUUUACAAUGUCCGUGCUAGCCAAAAGGAUUAAAGUACAGUAUGUGUGUGUUGGGGGCGGGGUGUGGAUUUUUCUUUUCAAACUCGAUAAUUGGAGAAGGUAAAUGAAAUUUAAAUUAUAUUGUUUACUUUCGCAAUCUUUUAUUUAUUUAUCAAAGAGGAAACAAAGAUCAACAAAAUCCAGUUUUUAAAGUUUGACAAUAUAAAUAACAUGUCGUUCCGAAGGGGAGUGGGUACUGAAAAAUAGUGAAUAUUGUGUUCAAUGUUCAGAUAAUUUUAUAAUGUUUGUAAUAUGUUUGUAUGCUACGAUAACGGCGAACGUUUUUCAGUGCAGGUUUAAGCCUAUAUAUCCCACCAAACUUCAACCCACACUUGUAAACAACACCCUAAUGCAAUUGCUAUAUUGAGAUGAUAUAAUUUGUAGUGAAAAUUAUCGACUGGUUAAUAUGCUCGUGAGUAAAACACACAUAGGGAAGGGAUGCAUAUUGCCUCUUUUUUUUAAUUAGGUCACCGUGUAUACAUUUCGGCGUGUACACAUGAUGGAUAUUUGCAUGCAUAUGCGACACAUGUAUGACUCGUUCUUCCCUAAUUAGUCAUACUCAAACGGAACGGUUGUCAGUAACUGCGCCUGUACAUGUAUGUGCAUGUCAUUAAAACAGAAAAUGAACUACAUGGAGGAUUGAUUUUUUUAGCACUUAACACGGUCUGGUUAUAAACAUCGGUUACAAUAUAAUUCCACUUUCUAUCUCAGUCACUUAAUGCUACAUGUUAGAAAUCCCCCCAAAAAUCUAGUUUUGUACCACGGACAAUAACGAUAAUUGUAUGAAUAAAAUUAAUUGAUUUAGAAUUUAUUUGUGAGACACAAGGUAUAACCAGUAAACUCAUUUUAUUCGGAAACUAAAGCCCUAAUUUUGCUGCACAGAGUGUCUUGGCAAGCAUGAUUUCAUGUGAACAUAGCGAACUUGAUAUCUUGUGAAGUGGUGGCCACCUUGAAUGCAUUACCAACUCAUUUGCCACUUUGUCAUAAUAUGUCAUCUCUUAUUCGCUAAAGCACGAACAGACUAUCACCCAAAACAUGGAUAGAUUAUUGAAAGCGUCUCUCCUUGAAAUGAGGCAUGUUAAAUGUAAAUGCAAUAGCACUGAGCUGGAGAGAAUGUUUGUAGAAGCAAGGUAGAAGGCCGACGUUUCACUUUGAAUGUUUCGGGUCACUGGUCCUGCUCAGACGAUUAGCUGACGAGGGCAGAGAUUUGAGAAUUGUAUUGAAAAGGGGGUUUAAAGUACACAGAAAUCCCAAAUAUAACUUUGUUCACAAUACAAUGAAAGAGCAUCGGUUGAGCGCAUUCCGGCAAAGGAAUUGGUUUCAGGAUGACGUCUAUGUGGAAACCCAUUCAAGGAGACCUAUAUUACAGAUAAAGAAGAGAAAAUAAAAGAG
Messenger RNA from Lytechinus variegatus (green sea urchin), 4196 nucleotides. RefSeq lists its product as uncharacterized. The record is from RefSeq and is a predicted model, not a curated record. The coding region runs from base 1477 to 2586 and encodes 369 amino acids. Lineage: Eukaryota; Metazoa; Echinodermata; Echinoidea; Temnopleuroida; Toxopneustidae. Gene Ontology annotation, biological process: potassium ion transmembrane transport. Gene Ontology annotation, molecular function: small conductance calcium-activated potassium channel activity; calmodulin binding. Gene Ontology annotation, cellular component: plasma membrane; neuron projection; neuronal cell body. The transcript is spliced from 2 exons.